UAAAAUUUUAACAUUUGUCAGUCUGUUUCUGUCGUGAUCGUGUGCGUUUGAACUGAAUAUAAAUUAUUGUGCCUUUUAAGUAAUGGCCGAUAAUGAUCGUAUACCAAAUAUGAGAAAUAUUAUAAAGAUGUUUGAAGGACGGACAACUGUCGAGGAUGUUUGCACUGAGGAAUCGGCAACGGAUACCGAAAUAUCCGAAAGGGCAAAUGGCAGUGAAGGUGAGCAGAUAGUUGGAGGCAGCAACCCAGCGGCCGACUUUGAGGCUCUUAUUGAGCGUUUGGAGCGUGUGACUACACGGCUCGAGCGGCUCCCCGUGCUACGAGCUCGCCCACUCACACCUCCUCAGUCUCCGGCACUUCAACCGUCGGCACCUGAGUCGCCUAUCCCACAGUCGACGCCACCUCAGUUCCCAGAACCCCAGGCAUCAGCACCAACACCGCCACAAGAAGUAGAGCUCCCAGAGACGCCAGCGGUAGACAGCAUGAGUGUCAUCGGGUAUCAAGAUUUGAUGCAGGGCCCUUUGCGGACGUAUUUGGAGCUGUCUCAGCAGAUCGGCGGCGAUGUGGCCACUCACGCUAACCUUGUCAACGAGGCUUUCCAAGCGCAGCUUCGCUACAUUCAACUUGCUCAAUCACGAAGCAAACCAUCGCAAGCUGAGGAAGUUCAGCUAUUAGCGCCGACCAGCGAAAAGAUAUCUGCUAUCCAGCAGUUCCGAGAGAAGAAUAGAGUUUCUUCUUUCUUCAACCAUCUAUCGGCGAUAUCUGAGAGCAUCCCAGCUCUGGGCUGGGUGGCAGUGUCCCCAACUCCCGCUCCUUACGUCAAAGAGAUGAACGACGCCGGUCAGUUCUACACGAACCGAGUUCUCAAGGAGUGGAAGGAGAAGGACAAGAGACACGUGGAGUGGUGCCGCGCUUGGGUGCAGCUUCUCUCCGAUCUUCAGGCCUACGUCAAGCAGCAGCACACCACCGGACUUGUCUGGUCUGGCACUGGCGCCGGCGCUCCGCCCCCGCCCCCGCCCGGCGGCCUGCCCCCGCCGCCGCCCAUGCUGCCCGAGGCGGACUUUGCCAACCUCAGCGUCGACGACCGCAGCGCCCUCUUCGCUGAGAUCAACCAAGGCGAAGGCAUCACCAGCAACCUGCGCAAGGUGACAGCGGACAUGCAGACACACAAGAACCCGACGCUGCGCCAGGGUCCGGCGCCCUUCAAGGCGGCGCACUCCGCUCCCGCCCCCGCCCCCGCUCCCGCCAAACCUCUGCCUCAACCUGGCGCAGGAAAGCUCGACAAGCCGCCUGUCUUCAUGCGCGACGGCAAGAAGUGGCUUAUUGAAUAUCAAAAGGGCAACUCCAACUUGGUGGUGGAAAACGCUGAUAUGAACAAUGUGGUAUACAUGUACCGCUGCCGCGACUCUGCGCUCACCGUGCGCGGCAAGAUCAACGGAGUCGUACUCGACUCCUGCACCAAGUGUGCUGUCGUCUUCGACAACCUCGUCUCCAGCGUUGAGUUCGUCAACUGCCAGUCUGUUCAGAUGCAGGUGUUGGGCAAGGUGCCGACGAUCUCCAUCGACAAGACUGACGGCUGCCAGAUCUACCUGUCGCAGGACUCGCUCGACGUCGAGAUCGUCAGCUCCAAGUCCUCGGAGAUGAACGUUCUUGUGCCCAAAGCCAAUGGCGAUUACACGGAGCAUCCGAUUCCGGAGCAGUUCAAGACGGUGCUGAACAAGCCGCCGACCGGGCUCACCACCACGCCCGUUGAGAACAAGGGCUAAGCCCCCCACCGGCUACGCCCCCGCAGGCUAAGCCCCCACACCGGGAACCAAGCUCCAACACCUAACAUCGGAUCAUCAUUACAACAGCACGGUCUACAUUUAGAUUCGUUUACAUAACUCGAUCCAAACCAUCGUUUACAAACAACUUUACAUCACUCAAAUGUUUAAUAUCAAAAGAUUGUAAACUUAACGUGAACUAAGAUUACGCAAAUUAAAUAUUAUAAAAUAGUACGUUAUUUCAUGUCCUUAAUUAAUAGAUUUAGCGAAGCGUUUUCGAUUGUUUUACUAUAAUGAUUUCCUCUUUCAUAGACAAAUGCUGUAAGAUUUAAAUUAAAAUGUACUGUUUAGUUAUUUAUAUAUUUAUUCUAUUCGCUAUUUUAUAUCUAUAUUUUAUUAUUACAAUGAAAAAAUAGGACAAUUUGCGUAAUCUUAGAUAUUAGUAUUUGACGUUGUUUGUAUAAAAAGCACAAAAUAACAUAAACUGUAUAGGAUAAAGAAAUAAGUUUCCGGAUGUGUGAAACGAUUUAGUCCUCAAUAUUAAUUUGUUGCUCACUUCGCUCGAUCAUUAGCGUUUAAGAUAUAAAUCUAAAUAAUGACGUAGACAUAACUAUCAUUCAAGUAUUUAAUCGCCCUUCUAUUUAAUGUUCCUUCGUAUUAUUUCUAUUUAAAAAAAAUACAAUUUUUAACUAACAGAUACUGUAAUGAAAACAAAUAAACAAACACAAUAAAUUAUAAUGGAAUUUGUCUAAACAUGUUUGUUUGUGAUUUAGCAAUGUGAACACUGAAACAUCGGCCUGUCUAUAAUGUUUUGUCUAGCAAUGUGUCUAGUUCCGAUGUGUUUGCGAUACCGCUCGGUAUGUUAAGGAUAGCUUAAGAGUGUGACGUCACGAGUUUGAAACAAAACUCUUUGCAUUUUGUAAUUCUAUAUUAUUGGCUGUAAUAGAGUGAACUAUAAACCCCGAUUAACGUAACCGUAUUUGGGCGUAUUCUAGUUAUAAUUAAUUUUCUAUUUAUAAUAAUAUAAUUGUCUCAUUGUGAUUGUGUAUCCUUAAAUUACUGAAUCCGACUCUGUUUAUUCAUACAACUUGUAAUCCAUGUUUAUGUCGAAGCUAAUUAGUACGCUAUCUUACAUAUAGUAAUCAGUUUUCGUAACAAUAAUUUUUUUAUUAAUAACAACGUGACAUUAUUUAUUACGCCAUUCUUAUUUGAAGUUUAUAUUUUUUAAUUUAUUUGU
This is a messenger RNA of Papilio xuthus (Asian swallowtail), 2999 nucleotides long. RefSeq names its product adenylyl cyclase-associated protein 1 (gene capt). Gene Ontology annotation, cellular component: cytoplasm. Gene Ontology annotation, biological process: actin filament organization; cell morphogenesis; cytoskeleton organization. The record is from RefSeq and is a predicted model, not a curated record. NCBI's taxonomy places the organism in Eukaryota, Metazoa, Arthropoda, Insecta, Lepidoptera, Papilionidae. Gene Ontology annotation, molecular function: actin binding; adenylate cyclase binding. The coding region runs from base 83 to 1765 and encodes 560 amino acids. The transcript has 9 exons.